This is a messenger RNA of Malania oleifera, 781 nucleotides long. Its product is annotated as ethylene-responsive transcription factor ERF003-like. Bases 111 to 671 code for a protein of 186 amino acids. The transcript has 2 exons. The record is from RefSeq and is a predicted model, not a curated record. Gene Ontology annotation, biological process: regulation of DNA-templated transcription. NCBI's taxonomy places the organism in Eukaryota, Viridiplantae, Streptophyta, Magnoliopsida, Santalales, Ximeniaceae. Gene Ontology annotation, molecular function: DNA-binding transcription factor activity; DNA binding.
CCCAAAGACCCCAACUUCCCCUGCCAAUCCUCUGUGCGCAGAACACACUCCAACCCCAUCCUACCACCUUGAAUCACUCGUAGCCUUUCUUCUUCCUCCAUCCACCAACCAUGGCCAGACCCCAGCAGCGAUACCGAGGCGUUCGCCAGCGGCAUUGGGGCUCUUGGGUCUCCGAAAUUCGCCAUCCUCUCCUGAAGACGAGAAUCUGGCUAGGCACGUUUGAAACGGCAGAGGACGCUGCGAGAGCGUACGACGAGGCAGCGAGGCUCAUGUGCGGACCGAGAGCGCGCACCAACUUUCCCUACGACCCCAACCAGCCUCCUCACUCUUCUUCCUCGAACCACCUCUCCGCAACUCUCACAGCCAAACUACAGAGAUGUCACAUGGCUUCUCUGCAAAUGGCCUCGAAGAGGAAUUCCGCCGCAGCCGGAGAGACGGCCGCCUCUGGCGACGGCAAUGCAGGAAAGAAUGGCGAAAUGGGUGCCGGCGGUCGGUUGCCGGUGAUGAAGAGUUGUGUGAGGACGAGUGGGAAUGGACAGGAAAGUGAAUUGGCGGAGAGUUCGCAGCAAGUGAAGCGCCUUGAAGAUGAUCACAUAGAGCAGAUGAUUGAGGAAUUGCUUGAUUCCGGGUCUAAUGAGCAUGCCUCUUUUAUUCCUCCUCACAAUCUGUAAUUUUUAUUUUUAUUUUUUUAUUUGGUUGGCAACUUUGAUGAAGCCAAUGCAAUUUUUUUUUUUUUUUUGUCGAAAAAAUGCUCCUCAUGAAUCAAAGCUAGAUUUAAUUA